This is a messenger RNA of Hydractinia symbiolongicarpus, 2186 nucleotides long. RefSeq names its product discoidin domain-containing receptor 2-like. Lineage: Eukaryota; Metazoa; Cnidaria; Hydrozoa; Anthoathecata; Hydractiniidae. The transcript has 10 exons. The record is from RefSeq and is a predicted model, not a curated record. Bases 98 to 1993 code for a protein of 631 amino acids.
GAAACAAUGACACACAAUACAUAAGUUGAUUAAGGUCGUGUUCAAGCUUAAACGUUGAAACGCUUGUUUACUACAUAUUUAGAGACAUGGUUUAUUGAUGUGCACAGAAGUUGUACUCAAGAAUAAAAAGAUGUGUUUGAUGCUUGUGUUAAUUUUAACGUUGCUUCACACUACCUCAACAAGUUAUAUAUUGCCACAGACAGCAGGGUGCAAUCAACCACUUGGAUUAGAGAACGGUUAUAUAACUGAAAGUCAAAUCACAUUUUCGGGGAAUGCAGAAGGCAACGAAGCCUCAAAGGUUAAGUUAAAUGCAGCUGGAGGAUACUGUAUUCCCUUUAGAAAUAAAGUAAUGUUUAUCGAGAAUGAAUACAUGACGAUAAAGCUUAGCAAAUCACAUCGUAUAACUGGUUUCGUUAUACAAGGUUAUGAUCGCAACCACUAUGGUAGUCGACUAAGAGUUUAUUAUAAUACAACGAAUCAUGGUUUUGUAAUUUACCAUAAAGAAAUAACCCUGCUAGAUCAACAAAACAUUGCCACAGAGUUUGUAGUGUUCACAACACCGUUCACUACAAAUGCAAUCAAGAUACAGCUGCAAGCUGCAAGAUCAAAAACAUGCGCAAGAUUUGAAAUAUAUGGUUGUGUUGCUGCUAGCCAUCAAACUUUUCCCAAAUUUCAAGAAUGUUCGCAGACAGACACUGGUCUUAUAACGCAACAUUUAGGCAAGAUGCUCUUCACACAAUCCAGUCACUCGAUACAAACACCAUCAUUCUCUGCAGAGCACCUACCAUUUAAACAGGUUUUUGCAUGGUGUUUAAAAAAAGAAAGUAUAUCAUCGUCUUACAAAGAUUGGGCUUCUGUCAAUCUUAAGACAACCCAUUUGAUAUAUGGCCUCCGCGUAGACGGUUAUAGAGAAAAAUUGGAUGAACCAAGCAACUUAUAUUUGGCAACGUUUUUUAAGUUCCAGUAUAGUUUAGAUUCCAAGACUUGGGCCUAUUGCAAAGGAGGACAGGAUUUGAAAAGUUCUGAUUACAGCAUAAAAAAUGGAAAUAAGUUGUUGUUCAAUGUUCCACUUCUUGCAAAAUAUAUUCGAAUCAGGAUGAAAAUUGAUAGUGUAGACCUCACAUGCAUCAAACUUCAAGUUUAUGGUUGUCCAACUAUAAAGGCAACAGAAACAACAGCCUCGUCAACUUCUUCACCAACAACAACAAAGUCAUCUUUAAGAUUUGCGAAAGUCUUAUCUUACUCAAUACCACAAGGCAACAAAUUUAAUGAUACUGUUUACCUAAGAGAUGACAAGUACACUGGAACUGAAAACAACAACAAUAUUUUAAUCAAUGGAAAUGGAGGUUGUCUAACUGAUGAUUCAGCAAUUUUAGACCCAAUGAAAUCAUCGCGUUGUUGGGUCGGUUGGAACAAAAAUGAAACAGAAAUAUGCUUCGUUGACAUAAAGUUGCCUAGUGACACAAUAAUCAAAGGGUUUCAAAUCACUGCUUAUGAAUCCACUCAACAUUAUUUUGGUCCCAUUUCGUUCUUCAAGAUUCUGAAUCGUGAAGAAGGUAGUGAUAAUUUAACUCUUGUUGGUUUCUCUUGCAUUGCAACAGAAAAGCAAAGAACUGGCAUUGUCAACUAUACUUGGUCUAUCCCAGAGUUAAAAACCGAGAAUAUUCGUAUCGUUAUGAAUUACACAUCUUAUUGGUUGGUCAUAAGACAAAUCAGUGUGCUGAAGUCAAAACCUCAACAAGAUGACUUUAUCAUAACCAAGGACAUAUCCAAGUGCAUUGCCAGUCAAAAGAAAAGAGACAAAGUUGAAGAAAAUUCCUCUUCCAGCAGCAUUCCGUUGAUGAUUGGAAUAAUCGUUGCUAUCCUUUUCGUUGUUGUUGUUGCGGUGGUCAUCUUAUUAUUCAUACGGAAAAGAAAAAAGUCUGAAAAAGAUUCUGUAGCUGAUAAGAGAAUGUCAAUACUAGAAAAGCAAGGGGAACUAGGGGAAAUAUGAAGCUUUGUCGCGAACGUUGCCAAAUGCUAUGUAUUGUAACAGAUGAUUACAUAUUGUUGAUGCUAGUACCGAAUCAACAGUCACGAAUAGCUUCGCAUUAUUACAAAAUGUAUUGCAAAUUUUAAUGCUUUAACUAAAGUAUGUCAAAGUGUGUAAAAAAUUAUAGCCAUUAAAAUUAUUUAUUAAAAUAAAA